Poecilia latipinna (sailfin molly) is the source of this 3014-nucleotide messenger RNA. RefSeq names its product sodium/potassium-transporting ATPase subunit alpha-2-like. The coding region runs from base 1125 to 2999 and encodes 624 amino acids. The transcript is spliced from 18 exons. The record is from RefSeq and is a predicted model, not a curated record. Gene Ontology annotation, cellular component: plasma membrane. Gene Ontology annotation, molecular function: ATP hydrolysis activity; ATP binding; P-type sodium:potassium-exchanging transporter activity. Gene Ontology annotation, biological process: sodium ion export across plasma membrane; potassium ion import across plasma membrane; proton transmembrane transport. NCBI's taxonomy places the organism in Eukaryota, Metazoa, Chordata, Actinopteri, Cyprinodontiformes, Poeciliidae.
AGCAGAUGGCUUCAAAGAAAAUGGCACUACUUACUGAAGAUAUACAACAUGUUGCUGCAAAUGUUGAAGGAAUUAAGUUUCACCGAGAAGCCUCCCCUCCUCCACGGUCGCAACCAGAGAGCUGUUAAAGGUUGUCAGGGACAAGAUACUAGGUCUGCACAAAACUGGAACGGGAUACAGCAACCAUCCGCACUAAGCCGCAUGAGAAGUUGACAGCUGGUGGUUCAGUUAUUGGCAAAAGUGUUGGAUCUGUUACAGACACAGAAAACCCUCAAGUUCAUGAGUGUGAUGCCUGGAUGAGAUUCUGGAAAAUGUUGAAAGACCAGAAACCUGUGUGAGGAGCGUGGCACAGGAUAUUGAAGUAGACACUUUACGGGGGAUUAGUCAUAUUGCAGUGCGGAAAGAACUCAAGCAUAAAAUCAAGCCUCAAAGUAAUUGGCAAUUAGUUAGGAGAUAUUUGGAGCUUAUUUGACACAGGAUCGUUUGCUGCAUCUGUUGUGCGAGCCCAGUGGUUGACCUGCCGUAUGUCGGAAAAGACGGCAGACUUUGAGCCAACCGAGGCGUUGCAUUGGCUUUGAAUCAAGCUGAAGACUCAAUGAAAACUGGAUUCAGUGGCACAGCUCACUGCUUCGCUCAUCUAUUUGGACAACAGACACCAGGACUGCCUCAGAAUCCCAACAGCUGAACACUCUGCUGCUUCCUCAUUAUAAACCUCGAGGCCUCUUAUCGAUCCCUCAUUAUCAUGUUUAUUGUAAAUACUGUAUGCGUUAUGUAGAGAGCAAGGUUUCAUUUGUAGUUCUGACAGCAGUGAUUGAUGAGCUGUUGUUAACCGAAGAGCCACGUGUGGGAAUAUUAAGCAGGUGGGGAAGCGUUUGCUGAUGUGGGGGGUUGAGAGGGGAGAGAAACCCUGGGAAUGGUGUGGGGCAGGGGAUGUGUAGCUCAGGUUACCCAGAGAGAAGGGAACAUUGAGGGGGGGAAUGGGAUAUUUGGUGUGGUGCAGGGUGCCAGGCCCAAAAAAAGCCAGCAGCAGUGUCUUCUGCACAUGUUGGUGGGAGAUCCCAGCAGAUCCCAGACCGCUGAGUUCGUCAUUUACCGUUUAACCUGCAGACGUCUGGACACCAACUAUGGGCAGAGGGGCCUCAUUCCAUUUAGCUUUAUGGGAGGACAGCCUGUGGGGGGCAGAAAGCGGAGAGAAGAGGAAGAAGAAGGAGAAGGACCUGGAAGAGCUGAAGAAGGAGGUGGCCUUGGAUGACCAUAAAAUAUCUGUGGAUGAAGUGGGAAAACGCUAUGGAGUGGACCUGACACAGGGCCUGACCAACGCCAGAGCUGCAGAAGUUCUGGCCAGGGACGGUCCGAAUGCGCUGACUCCGCCUCCCACCACCCCAGAGUGGGUCAAGUUCUGUCGUCAGCUGUUCGGCGGCUUCUCCAUCCUGCUGUGGAUCGGCGCUAUCCUCUGUUUCCUGGCCUACAGCAUCCAGGCUGCUACGGAGGACGAGCUGGUCAAUGACAAUCUGUAUCUGGGCGUGGUGCUGGCUGCCGUGGUGAUCAUCACCGGGUGCUUCUCCUACUUCCAAGAGGCCAAGAGCUCUCGCAUCAUGGACUCGUUCAAGAAAAUGGUGCCACAGCAAGCGAUGGUUAUUCGCGAGGGGGAGAAGUUGCAGAUCAACGCAGAACUUGUUGUCUUGGGAGACCUGGUGGAGGUUAAAGGUGGAGACCGGGUUCCUGCUGACCUUCGGGUGAUCUCUUCUAGUGGAUGUAAGGUGGACAACUCGUCUCUGACGGGAGAAUCUGAACCUCAGACUCGCUCCCCUGAGUUAACGCAUGAAAAUCCUCUGGAGACCCGAAACAUCUGUUUCUUUUCCACCAACUGUGUCGAGGGCACAGCUAUUGGCAUCGUGAUAGCCACUGGUGACCGGACUGUGAUGGGCCGCAUCGCCACCCUGGCGUCUGAACUGGAGGUGCGCCAGACGCCCAUCAGCAUCGAAAUUGAACAUUUCAUCCACAUCAUCACCGGUGUGGCCGUCUUCCUGGGCAUGAGCUUCUUCAUCCUGUCGCUCAUCCUGGGCUACACCUGGCUGGAGGCCGUCAUCUUCCUCAUCGGCAUCAUAGUGGCCAACGUGCCUGAAGGCCUGCUGGCCACAGUCACGGUGUGCCUGACGCUCACUGCCAAGCGAAUGGCCAAGAAGAACUGCUUGGUGAAGAACCUGGAGGCCGUAGAGACUCUCGGCUCCACCUCCACCAUCUGCUCCGACAAGACGGGCACGCUGACCCAGAACCGCAUGACCGUGGCCCACAUGUGGUUUGACAAUCAGAUCCACGAGGCGGACACCACCGAGGACCAGAGUGGUUCUGGCUUUGACAAGAGCUCUGGUACUUGGGUAUCCCUGUCCCGCGUGGCUGGUCUGUGCAACCGAGCCGUUUUCAGAUCCGGACAGGAGAACUUACCCAUCCUGAUGAGGGACACAGCGGGGGACGCGUCAGAGUCAGCCCUGCUGAAAUGCAUCGAGCUGUGUUCAGGCAGUGUUCGUGACAUGAGAGCCAGAAAUCCCAAAGUGGGUGAGAUCCCCUUCAACUCCACCAACAAGUACCAGCUCUCCAUCCACGAAGUGGAGGACAAUCCCUCUGGUCAUCUUCUGGUGAUGAAGGGAGCGCCGGAGAGAAUCCUGGACAGGUGCAGCACCAUCAUGAUGCACGGCCAGGAGGAACCCCUUGAUGAAAACUGGAGAGAUGCCUUUCAGAACGCCUACCUGGAGCUGGGCGGACUGGGAGAAAGAGUGCUGGGAUUCUGCCACUUGAAUCUGUCUCCAUCCCAGUUUCCUCGAGGAUUCACCUUCGACUGCGACUACACAAACUUCCCCACGGAGCAGCUCUGCUUUCUGGGUCUCAUCUCCAUGAUUGAUCCGCCGCGUGCCGCUGUGCCCGACGCUGUGGGUAAAUGCCGCUCCGCUGGCAUCAAGGUAAUUGGUUGCACCGUUUUCAGCUGUCAAUUUUGUUCCUGAGAAGCCCUUUCCUGU